ACCCAACACGUGUAAGCGUGAACGACCCAAGCUGCAUGUAUAGUCUUGCGGUCGUAACAUACUCUAGGUGCCAUCACCCAAGCCUAAGCCAUUCAAGGUACAAACCUCCUAGCCCAGUCUUAACACUACAAAGGGGCAUGACGCAUUGAAUCUCGUGAUCCUUGUAUCGUCACGAGCAGCCUCACAGCCAGCUGUCACGCAGGGCUUGCAGACCAGCGAUGGCGGAUAAUGGCAGCAAACCAGAGGAGUGUCAGCUCUGUUUUGACUUUUAUGGUGAUGACCAGAAACGACCACGCUCUCUACCUUGUGGGCACACUUUCUGCUCACAGUGCAUUGAAGAUGUUAUAAAGACACCACCACUCACCUGCCCUACCUGCCGUGUGAAACACAGAGCCACAUCUGCUGUUCAAUUCCCGAUUAACUACGGCAUGGAAGCCUUCAUUAGAAAAUUCCAAGAAAUGCAAUUGGAGAAGCCUCACGAAGAACCCCCAAGAGACAUCAGCAAGAGAUUACAGUCUAUGGUGCAGGAACAGAAGAGGAGUCUCAUCAGCCUCAUUACCACCUGUGAAGACAUACUGUCCCAAAUGGACUUUCAUCGGAUAGAGUUGAGGAGGCUUGAGACCUGGGAUAAUAUACAUAACUCAUGCUAUUUUGAGGUGGAGUAUAUGGCAACAGAAGGUGAGGACGUAAUAAGUUCACUUAAGGAUAUUUUGAAAGACUUUGACUUUAGCAGAUAUGCACAAGAUGUGUUCAGAAGUGUUAAUGAAGCUGAUCAGUGCAGCGAAGAGGCAGAAAACUGGAUUGAGCAGUGUCGGGAAGACUUUUCAGAUAUCAUCACAGUGAAGGAACAGGACACCAUGAAGAAGGAACUACAGGUUAGUUCAGAGGCAGGUGCAACAGCUGCCCCUGUAUACUUGGGAGGUUCAUCCAUCAUUGUCAAGAAGAAAGGUAUACCCAUUGUUGGAGGAAUAUCUCUGAACAAACUAACUGUAGAGCAUCUCCGCAAAAUGAGUGAGCCAGUCAGGAAGCUGGUAGAGGCUGGCCAAGUGUUUGUUAUCAAGCAAGACAAAGAUGGCAUACGCUCCUCCAAGAUAACUUUGCAAGAUGGACAUCUGUAUGUUCACUCACUCCUGCAUCAGGCUCCUCCUGCUCAUGCUCACACACUCCAGCACAGCGAAGUCAUGGACACGUUAAAUCCCUCAUCCACCCUGGCAUUUCUUGACGUCUGGUGGGCAGGAUCAAAAGUUGAGCAAGUUCGCAUUCGGCUGAGCCCUAACACUGGGUUGGCCAGGCAAUUUGUAUUGUUGUGUACAGGCCAGAAUGGUCCAACUUACCGUGACUCAAAACUUUUUAAUUUUCAAAAGAACACUUCGGGGAAAUGUUUAAGUGGUGGUGACUAUGAGUAUAAUAAUGGUGAGGGAGGAGCCUCCUUGGUGGCAGACCUGAAGGGUGAUUACCAGUUCUCAAGCAAGGCCGGUUCUGUGAUGUCAUGGUAUGGGAUAUGCAGUUCCAAGGCUGCCCAAUUCUACAUCAACACCAGAAACUUUGCAAAAGGUGCACAACGUGGUCCUGUUUUUGGUAAGGUAGCAAGUGGACUGAAUGUGCUGAGGGCAGCAGUCAAUCAAAGUAAUAUUAAGGAGGUGAAUAUUGUUGACUGUGGUGUUGUUAUGCCUUUUUAGUUCCCUGUCACAAUCCCUGUCAAUGUCUCUUGUCACAUUUUUCUUUGUCACACAAUUCUUGUCAGAUACAGUACUGACAUCAUCUCUCACCAUCAUCUUACUCAGGUUUCCCAAAGUCAUGGAAAAUCCUGGGAAAAAGACAUGGAAUUUUUGCUUCUAGAAAAUUGCCUAAAAUGUUAAAUACAGUACAAAAAUUUUAUUUUAUCUUCAGGCAGCUGUUUUAUGUUUUUGUAUGCUUAGAAUUAGUAUGGUGUGGUAUACCUUUGUCAGGUUUAGAUGUUCCCUAAACCAAGGGCAAAGCUGUCCACAUAGUUGUACUGGCCCGCACCCAAUAAAUGACAGAGUGAUGCGCAAAUCAUCCUCGGUGCUACUUGUUGAAAUCGGUAGUACUGUAUUCAAAUUUAGAUUCAAAUUGAUUGUGUGGUUCCAAUAUCCUCAUUAUUUUCUGUAUACAAUUUCAACUUUUCACCUAUUUAGUGUGAAAAUAAAGAAUUUAAUCAAAAUUUGUAUGGAGAAACACUCAGAAAUUUGUAUUAGUUUUGUUACCCCUGUUUAUGGCUUUAUUAUUUAUGUUCUUGUAUUACUCAUGUCUUACUAUUGAUUGGGUCCGACAUUAACCAGCCAUGUUGUUUAACCAAAUACUGUAGAAACUUUUGUAUAAUAAAUGGCCAAUUUAUUGUGUAGAUUUUACAAAAAAAAAAAAAUCUGUGAGCUAUAUAUUAUUUUAAUUUCAAAAAUAAAAAUUUUACAUAUUUAUUUUGUUAAAUAUGUAUUUUAUAUGUGUUAUAUAUUGUUUAUUAUAAUACAUGGCUUGAACCUCUGGCAGUGUAUUUCCAU
Procambarus clarkii (red swamp crayfish) is the source of this 2516-nucleotide messenger RNA. RefSeq lists its product as uncharacterized. Gene Ontology annotation, biological process: protein ubiquitination; protein peptidyl-prolyl isomerization. Lineage: Eukaryota; Metazoa; Arthropoda; Malacostraca; Decapoda; Cambaridae. The record is from RefSeq and is a predicted model, not a curated record. Gene Ontology annotation, molecular function: peptidyl-prolyl cis-trans isomerase activity; metal ion binding; ubiquitin protein ligase activity.